AUGGCGCAAUACCUGUUACGCAGAGUACUCCUGAUCAUUCCCACGUCCUUCAUCGUCAGCGUCAUCGUGUUUUCGAUGAUUAGACUGAUACCCGGUGACAUCGUCGAUCAGAUGCUUGAAGACAGGGGCGGCAUUUACGGGAUCGACCACGAAGAGAUCAGAGAGCGGAUGGGCCUCAAUCGCCCAAUCUAUGUCCAAUACCUAAGUUGGGCCAGCAAUUUCAUUACGGGCGACUUUGGCUCAUCACUAUGGAAUAAGCGCUCCGGCCUCGAUGAGUUCAAGCGCCGUUUCCCUGUCACUUUCCAACUUGCCGUUAUGACCAUUGUCCUCGCCAGUGUGUGGGGUGUCUUCGUGGGGAUUGUUGCCGCGGUCCGCCAAGACACUGUGUUCGAUUUUCUGCUGAGAACGGUGUCCGUUAUCGGUUUGUCUAUUCCCUACUUCUGGUCCAGUACCCUGAUCAUUAUCUUCGGCUCGCUGUGGUUCAACUGGUCGUCGUCGGUCAUUUAUGUCCCGCCAUUUGGCGACAGGGCCCGAGUCUGGUGGGAUACAUGA
This is a messenger RNA of Geodia barretti, 552 nucleotides long. The record is from the annotation of a GenBank genome assembly. Lineage: Eukaryota; Metazoa; Porifera; Demospongiae; Tetractinellida; Geodiidae.